Messenger RNA from Chlamydomonas reinhardtii, 3862 nucleotides. RefSeq lists its product as uncharacterized. The record is from RefSeq and is a predicted model, not a curated record. Lineage: Eukaryota; Viridiplantae; Chlorophyta; Chlorophyceae; Chlamydomonadales; Chlamydomonadaceae. The transcript has 10 exons. Bases 225 to 3509 code for a protein of 1094 amino acids.
CUAUCCGUUUUCGCUACAACCACUUGAACUCUGGCAAAGUCCCUGACGUGCCAACGAAACAAUUAAGUCAACGUAGGACAGACCGCGACAGGCUGCCAGCUCACGAAGCCGGCCGAUCAGGCGCUGUAUUAUAUAUUAUUAUGUGCAGCGAGUAGAAGAUAUGACCUAGCUAAACGCCGGCAUUUCGCGGCUUCACACCAAAGCCGUGCUUGCGGACAUACGGGAUGGCACUGGCGCCGGCUGACCCGGAGAAAGCCCUGCUGGCGCGGGCCCUGCUGGAUCGGGAGCGGCGGGGGCAGCAGCUCGAGGAGGAAGUAAGGAAGCUACAAGGCAUGUUGGCGCAGGGUGUCAGCAGGGAAAGCACUGAGUUCAAGGGGCCAAGGGGCUGGUGCAGCCCAAAACGAUGCACCGCAGUGGCGUCGGCGCGCCCGGCGACCGGCUUGGCUGCCCGGCCAUGCCGGCGCUGCUUCUCUGCUGCGGCAACAGACGGCCGACUUGGCCCGAGAGACCAACUGCCUUGCAACUGUAGCUGCCCGAGCAUAACAACGGCUGCGGCACGACCGGCUGCUAGCCCAGAACCCUGGCGCAGCGCAACAGGAGCGGCAGGCGGCCGAGGCGGCUCUGGGUCUGAGGCGAACAGGCGACCUCAUGCCGCAGACGCCUGGGCGGCUGCGGGGGCUUUCGGUGCCGAUGUGGGUCUGGUGACGGAGCCGGUGGCGGUGCUACGGGAUGUACUCAACCUGAGGCCGGAGCACGGAGCCGGGCGGUGCGGCAGCGGCGGACCCAGCGGCGGGCCAGGCCGGGUGCAGGCAGCGCACGUGGCAGCCACACAGGAGCACCCUGGACCUGAUGGAACAAUAAGCGUUACAGGCACACACGACUGCCAGCAGCACCACCCGCAGCUUGUGCAGGCGGCGGUGGAGGAGCGGCUACGCGGGGCCUACCGGGCCAUGCUACUGCAGCUGCAACACCGCUACGCCACGGAGUGCGAGCGGCAAGAGGAGGCCCACAAACUGCAGCUGCAGGAGCAGGCUGAGGAGCAUACCAAAGUCUUGCGUAACCUGGCGGAGGCGCAUUCGUCGGAGCUCGCGGCGGCGACCAAGCAUUUGGAGCGGGAGGCAGCAGGACGGCGCGCAGACGUGCAUCGACUCGAGGCCCUGCUGUCCGCGGCGCGUGCGGCUGUGGAAAGCAGCCAUGGCCAGUUGGCGGCAGCUCGCGCGGCGGCUGAGGCAUUGCAGGCGCAGCUACAGCUGCAGCGCGCCACACACGAGGCGGAGCUGAUGCACGUUCGCCAGGUGACUAUACCGCUCCAGCACCACGACGAUAUGGUCGCGCAUAUGAGGGCGGAGUGGGAUGCGGCGCUUAAGCAGCGCGAGCGCGACUACGCCAGCCUGCUGCAGCAGCUGUCAGAGCUGAGGCAGCAGAUGAGCAGCGUUGGGGCCAGCUCGGCUGGUGGGGCGAGAGGGGGCGGCAGCAGCAGCGGCGGCACGGGGCCGCGUGACGGCGAGGGCGGAACCGGAAGCAGCAGCAGUGGACCCGGUAGCAGCGACACGGCUGCACGUACAGUUGCCGGGAACAAGGGUGCUGGUGUUAGGCCGGCACAGUCCGGCGGUGGCAGCUGUGGGGAGAACACAGCAGGACAGCUGCCUCAGCUAUGCCGCGAUCACAACGUGCUCGAGGAGGCACAGCCGGAACCGGCGGCGUCCGCAGGCAGCAUUGCGAGAUCCCCGCGACGGCGUGCAGCAACGGCCGAGGACCAACAAGGUGGACAUCCAGCGAGCGCUGCUGCAGACGAGGCAGGUCAGCAACCCUCAACGAUGGGGACGUUGCAUGUGGCGUGUGAGCCUGGAGCCGCCUCCGCAGCUGGCAGCGGGGCCGCCGCGCUGCCGCAGGCACCUCUGCGAUUCCUCAAUUCUGCCCCAGUGGCAGCAGCACCCGAGCUAUACCCGCAUCGCCAGGUACAGCAGCUACGCCACCUGCGGCAGAGCCACCCGGGCCCCUCACUGCCAGGCUCUGGGCCGCCGUCCACCCGUGCCGCGCCCUCGCCAGACCGCCAGAGGCAGCAACAGCCACAUCAGGUUCUGGCGAGUAGGCCGGCAUCUCCUGAUGCUCGCAGCUUCUGCUCGUCCAUUGACCCGGCGGAUGACCUUGGCGCUGCCGUGUUUGAGCUGUCAGAGGACACCCGCCGCACGGCUUUCGGGGCAGCCGCGGCAGCAGCUUCGGAAGCAGCCGGAGCGCCCGACGUCACCCCGCAGAGCAGAGGGCCGGUGGAUCGGCCCACCAGCGCCGGCAGCAUCUCGCUCGGCCGGAUGGAGCGGCUGGUGGAUGCCGUCAUGCGGGGCCCUGACAAAGCAGCAACCUCCAGUGGGCAAGGCCGAUUGCGACGGGGAACAGGAGCAUCAGCUGAGACAGAUGGCAGCUGUGCAGCGGCUGACCAGCCAUGGGCGGGGUCUGCCAGUACUGGGAUCGGGCCGCAGCACAUGGGCAGUCCAGAAGGGCCGAACACGUCGGACGCGACAUUUGGACGCUGGCAGGGACAGCAGCAGGCCGCCUCAACAGGAGCAGCACAGGGAGGCGGCGCAACGCAGCAGACGGGAAGGCGUGUGCACACACCUGACGUUGUGCACGCCAAGGGCCGGUCACGACAGCCCUUCUGCUGUUCUCCCCGCGUGUCGCCCACACGCGAAGACCGCGGCGCACGAGGCGGCAGCUCGCCAUCUGCGACAUGGGGCGCUCGCAGCGGGAACCCAGCUGCUCUGGGCAACGUGCUCAGGUGUCUGCGCUGCGGUCUGAACGACGUUAGCAGCCCCGGCGAGUGCCGCUUCCACCCGGCUCUGCUGCCGCAGCCCGGCAGUCUGGUGUUCUCCCCCGAGUGGCUCACCUGCCAGGCCGCAGGCCACACCUUCGCCACGGCCGGCUGCCUGGUGCGGCCGCAGCACUUCUACACGCCCCACAUGCUGCUGACGGCGCAGAUGCAGCCGCCGCCCGCGGCACAGGGGCUGGUGCAGCAGGGGCAGGCGCUGUCGCCAGCACGACGGACAGGUGCCGUGGCGGGUGUGGGGCGGAGCGCGUUGGCGGGCACAGCACAGGCUGGAGGACCAGGCGCUGCUGGAGCUAGCGGCGGCAGAGGAGGUGCUUCGGCAUCACCGCGGUCGCCUUUAGGGCCAGCGCGUGGGGCAGCGUCCAAUGAAGACGUAGCUCAAGGACCGGCUGCAGGCCCCGCAAGUGGAGUGAGGGGUGUACCGCCUGCAUCUGCCAGCUGGGCUGCUAUAGCGGCAUCACCGUCCCGGCCAGCUCAUGAGCGCAGCGGGGCCGUUGCAGUGACAGGCGACAGGCGGAGUCCGGCUGGAGCUGAGCGCGGCGGGAGGGCUCGAUGGGGUGUUGGGACUGGCGCCGGGGUGUCGCCCCGGGGUCCUGGUCGUGUUGCAUCGGGACGUGGCGUAGGGGACUCGACGUCACCUAGCCCGCGCCCCCGCAACCGGCUACCCGCACCACUGCCGCAGCGCUGAGGCACGCUACAUCACAGUGUGCACCGGGCGGGGGGCAUUGCGUUGCAGGUGUGUGGGCGGGGGGUGUUACGAUGACAAUGUACUGCAGACAGGUGCUGGCCACGCUAGCAGUCGGCAAUGUGUUGUGCCGCAGCUUGGCGGAGGCUGCACUUGGAUUGUGGAAGUCUCGCAAAAGCAACACGGAGGAUGUUGGUUGACACACGGCACGGUGACAGUCAUGGGGUUUUACCAGGGGCCUCGGGCUUCAGACCGGCUGAUGGCUCUGCAGGGUUGGCAAUGAAUCCCGUAGCUUUCCAUGAAUGCGUGUUAUGGAUAACGCCAAGGCAAGAUUGCCCCCAUGUGACCAUGCUUCC